AAAAAGCGCCAACUACGGAAGAGGAAGAAAACCAGUUUGUUUUUGUUUACGUCGCAGAAGCCGAUGUUGACGACGCAGAGACUGCGGCUGUUUCUUUACAUGUCGCCUGGAAGUUGAAGACUGUCGCGGUUUCUGUGUCUUCUGGUCCAGUUUGUUCUCCGGUUGUAAAUAAAACCACAGUUCGGAGCUUUGCGGCUCGGUAACGAAGGUUUACGGCAGCCAUGUCUCAGCAGAGAGGAGUCAACAGCCUGCAGUUCAACCAAGACCAAAGCUGUUUCUGCUGCGCAAUGGAGACCGGGGUGAAAAUCUACAACGUGGAGCCACUGAUGGAGAAGGGCCACCUUGAUCAUGAGCAGGUGGGAAGUGUGGCCCUGUGCUCCAUGCUGCAUCGCUCCAACCUGCUGGCCUUGGUUGGAGGUGGAGUCAAUCCUAAAUUCUCAGAAAUAUCCGUUCUGAUCUGGGAUGAUGCUCGAGAGUCCCGAGAGCCCAAAGAUCAGCUGGUGCUGGAGUUCACCUUCACCAAACCUGUCCUAGCUGUACGCAUGAGGCAUGACAAGAUCAUCAUCGUGUUGAAGAACAAGAUCUUUGUGUACAGUUUUCCAGACAACCCUGGCAAACUUUUUGAAUUUGACACCAGAGACAACCCCAAAGGUAUUUGUGAUCUGUGUCCCAGUCUGGAGAAGCAGCUGUUGGUAUUUCCAGGUCAUAAAUGCGGCAGCCUGCAGUUGGUCGACUUGUCCAACACCAAACCUGGCACAUCGUCCGCACCGUUUACCAUCAACGCCCACCAGAGCGAGAUUGCCUGUGUGGCAUUGAACCAGCCCGGCAGCGUCGCCGCUUCAGCAUCCCGCAAAGGAACCCUCAUCCGGCUAUUCGACACCACAACCAGAGACAAACUGGUGGAGCUGCGCAGAGGGACUGACCCGGCCACCCUCUACUGCAUCAACUUCAGUCACGACUCGUCCUUCUUGUGUGCCUCCAGCGACAAAGGUACUGUCCACAUCUUUGCUCUGAAGGACACCAAACUCAACCGACGCUCAGCUCUAGCGCGUGUUGGGAAGGUUGGGCCUGUGAUUGGUCAGUACGUGGACAGCCAGUGGUCACUGGCCAGCUUCACAGUGCCUGCUGAGUGUGCCUGCAUCUGUGCUUUUGGAAAAAACACUUCUAAGAAUGUGAACUCAGUCAUUGCCAUCUGUGUAGACGGGACCUUCCACAAGUACGUGUUCACACCGGAUGGAAACUGCAACCGAGAGGCCUUCGACGUAUAUCUGGACAUUUGUGAUGAUGAUGACUUCUGAGAGUAAAAUCAUUGAAGGGAGGGUGAGGAAUGUGACUGACCUGAGGAGACUAUUGUGGUCUGGAGAUGGAGGAGAAAAGACCCAUCAACACACUCAGCUACAGCCUGUUUUAUAAAUAGCUGUUUAAUCUGUUGUCAGUAACUGUCAAAUACAGUUCAACUUAGUCUGUGUGGGUGGUGAAUAACACAAUUAUUACUAAAUAACUACAGUACAUAACAGAGGUAUGUACUGUAGUUAUAAAAGCUGACAAAGUUUUAUAUGAAGCCAUUGUUUCUUUUACCAUAAUAAAGCUUUUAUUUGUGUUGAUGAA
Messenger RNA from Girardinichthys multiradiatus, 1608 nucleotides. It is a transcript of the gene wdr45, whose product is annotated as WD repeat domain 45. Gene Ontology annotation, biological process: nucleophagy; protein localization to phagophore assembly site; protein lipidation. Lineage: Eukaryota; Metazoa; Chordata; Actinopteri; Cyprinodontiformes; Goodeidae. Gene Ontology annotation, molecular function: phosphatidylinositol-3,5-bisphosphate binding; phosphatidylinositol-3-phosphate binding; protein binding. The record is from RefSeq and is a predicted model, not a curated record. The transcript has 10 exons. Bases 222 to 1298 code for a protein of 358 amino acids. Gene Ontology annotation, cellular component: extrinsic component of membrane; phagophore assembly site membrane; cytosol.